Molecule: messenger RNA, 5766 nt
Organism: Capsicum annuum
Lineage: Eukaryota; Viridiplantae; Streptophyta; Magnoliopsida; Solanales; Solanaceae
Exons: 9
Coding region: 504-4928 (1474 amino acids)
Biological process (GO): negative regulation of DNA-templated transcription
Molecular function (GO): transcription corepressor activity
Source: RefSeq, a predicted model, not a curated record
AUUUUAUUUUCAAUAACAACAAUAACAAAAAGAAAGAAAAAAGUUGAGCUCUGUUCAUAUAUAUACACAGCUAUUCCCCAGAACCAAUAACAAUUCUUCUCUUUGCUUCCGUCUCUAUCUUUCUUCUCCGAUUCGCCGGAGGAUUACGUCACUCAUCGGAUCAACAACGUCAUCUCGCCGCCGAUUCACUUAACUUUCCGGCAAGAUCUGUUAAUGUUAGAUAAUUGAAGGGAGAAUUUGGAUUGUUAGAAGUUCAUUUGAGAACUUUUGGGGGUGAAUUUGCUAUUUUUGGACUUUAUGAAUUAAGGAUUGAAUUUGAGAACUUUAGGGGUGAAAUUGUUGUUUUGAAUUUUGUGAAUUAAGGUUUGAGGGAAAAUUUUGGAUUAGUGAAAGCUAUUUUGAGAGGCUUUGGGGUGAAUGAUUCUGAGCUUUGUGAAUUAAGGGCUGAAAGCUUUUGGGGUUGAUUUGUAAUUUUGAGCAUGAUGAAUUAAGGUUGGUUGAGUAUGGAGGGUAAUGUAAGAUCAGGGGGUGUAGUGAAGAAGAAAGGUUCAUCUGGAUGUUUGAUAAUUAAGAAGAAAGAUGAUAGAAUGGGUAUGGGUAGUGGGGGUGGGAGUGGUGUAAGGGGUUCAGAGAAGGUGAAAAAGAGGGUAAGAAUGGUUGAGAGUGAUUCGGAGUCGAGUGAAGAGUCGUUAGAGCCAAUUAGGAGAAAGGGUGGUGAGAAAUCUCACAAUGGAUCAGGUGGAAGUGUAAAAAGUGGUGUGGAAAGUAGAGAAUUUGGUAGGAAUGGGAAAAUGGAAAGUGAGAGGAAGAGAAGUAAGUUAGAUUUGUUUGAUUUUGAUGAAUACGAUGAAUUUGAGGAGGAGAUGAAGUGGAAUGCUGCAAGAACUGGGAGUUCUAGUAGGAAGCUAAUGAUUGAGAAGAGGAAGCACUCUAAUAUUGAUAGUUCUAGUAGCUUGUCAGCUAGUAGGACUAAGGGUGAUGAGUAUGAUGUUAAGAAAAAGCAUGGUUUAGAUGAUGACGAUGAAGCACAUAUGCCAAUUUCAUUCCUUAGGUUGAAAUCUCAGGAAUCAUCUCAAGAACCAAUCAGAUAUCAAGGGAAAAAUGGAGUCUUGAAGGUAAUGGUGAAUAAGAAGAAGAAGAUAGAUUUAUCACUCAAGGAUUAUGAUGUUGAAAGUAGGAAAGGUUCCAGCUCUGUAGAUGUUGUCCAGAAGAAUUUGUCAGGCCAAUCUUCUUUAUACUCAGAUUCUAAAUCCCCUGAAAAGCGACCAUCGUCCAUUAAAACAGAGCAAGCUGAGCUGAAAUCACAAAAACCUUUCUUGGGAAAAGGCAUUAAGUCUAUAGACGCUGGAACUGAUACAUCACUUAAGUUGGCACUGCCCAGUAUGCAGCCUGCUAGCUCAAAGGCGAGGGGGAUUAAGGAAGAAAGCAGGUCCGUAGAAGCUGAAGAUGUAACCCCUGCUAAAAGAAAAGAAGGAAAAUUGAAACGGCGUAUGGAGAAGCAGCCGCUUCAGCCUGCUAAAUCAAAGGCGAGGGUGAUUAAGGAGGACAGCAGGUCCAUAGCGGCUGAAAAAGCUACCCCUGCCAAAAGCAAAGAAGGAAAAUUGAAACGAGGUGGGAAUACUGAGAAGCAGCAACUGCGAGAGAGAAUAAGAGGAAUGCUUAUUGAAGCUGGAUGGACCAUUGAUUAUAGACCGAGAAGGAACAGAGAUUACUUAGAUGCAGUGUAUAUUAAUCCUAGUGGAACAGCAUACUGGUCAAUAAUUAAGGCGUAUGAUGCACUGCAAAAACAGUCGGGGGAAGAUCCAGGAAAAAGUAAACGUGAUGGUGGUUCUACGUCAUUUGCUCCAUUAGCUGAUGAUUUAAUCAAUAAGCUAACCAGGCAAACACGGAAGAAGAUCGAAAAUGAAAUGAAGAAGAAAAGAAAAGAGGAUGCUAAGAACCGCGAUUACAUGAAGCCUAUUGAAGAGUCUUCAGAGGACACAGAUGAUGAUCAGCAUGAGGAGAGGCUAAGCAGCUACGUAAAGAAGAAAGGUAAGGUUCUGAAAUGCAAAUCUCGUGCAACAGAUCAGGAGAGUGAUGGUGAUACAAGUGGUGAUUCUUCAAAGGGAGGAAGAUCUAGGCAAGAUAUGUCUGGAAAAUCACCUAUUAGAGCUGCUUCCAGUGCAAUACAGGAAAGAAAAAGUAGGAUAAUUGGGCGAUGUACGUUGUUGGUUCGCAGGUCUGAUAAGGAGCAAGAUUCUGAAAACGAUGGCUAUGUUCCUUAUACCGGAAAAAGAACCUUAUUGGCCUGGAUGAUUGACUCUGGGACAGUGAAUUUAAGUCAGAAGGUUCAAUAUAUGAACCGUAGGAGGACCAGAGUAAAGCUAGAAGGUUGGAUCACGCGAGAUGGCGUCCACUGUGGUUGCUGUAGUAAAAUCCUUCCAGUUUCAAAAUUUGAGCUCCAUGCAGGAAGUACAUUGCGUCAACCAUAUCAAAACAUAAUAUUGGAGUCUGGCAUUUCUUUGCUGGAGUGCUUGGUUGAUGCAUGGAAUCGGCAAGAAGAAUCUGACCGCCAAGAUUUCCACACUGUAAAUGUCGACAGCGAUGACCCUGAUGAUGACACUUGUGGUAUAUGUGGUGAUGGUGGGGACCUUAUCUGUUGUGAUGGUUGCCCUUCAACUUUUCAUCAGAGCUGUCUGGGUAUACAAAUGCUUCCUCCAGGCGAUUGGCACUGUCCAAAUUGCACAUGCAAAUUUUGUAAGACUGCCAGUACUGUCAUAGAGGAAAGCGAGGGAGUUGUAGAUGAGCUUCUCUGGUGCCGCUUUUGUGAGAAAAAAUAUCACAAAUCAUGCAGUCUUGAUAUGAAUUCCUUACUAGCUAGUUCUAAUAAUCCAUCUGUAUCAUUUUGUGGGCAGAAAUGCCAAGAGCUGUAUGAUCAUUUGCAGAAGCUUCUUGGUGUCAAACAUGAGAUUGAAGCUGGAUUCUCAUGGUCCCUGAUUCAACGGACGGAUUUAGACUCUGAUCGUUCUCAUCAUGCCUUUUCUCAACGGGUGGAGUGCAAUUCUAAACUAGCUGUUGCACUGGCUGUUAUGGAUGAAUGCUUUUUGCCGAUCGUGGAUAGGAAAAGUGGCAUCAAUAUUAUUCAUAAUGUUCUGUAUAACUGCGGCUCAAACUUUACUCGGCUGAAUUUUCGCGGCUUCUAUACUGCAAUCUUGGAAAGGGGCGAUGAAAUAAUAUCUGCUGCAUCCAUAAGGAUCCAUGGAACUCAACUUGCAGAAAUGCCAUACAUUGGAACAAGGAAUAUAUAUAGGCGCCAAGGAAUGUGCCGCCGGCUGUUGUCUGCUAUUGAGACGGUCCUCUCCACAUUAGAAGUUCAGAAGUUGAUUAUUCCUGCUAUAUCUGAGCAUAUGCAUACUUGGACUGUAGUUUUUGGAUUUGGUCCACUUGAGGAAUCACAGAGGUUAGAGAUGAAGUCCAUCAAUAUGUUGGUGUUUCCUGGGACGGAUAUGCUCCAGAAGAGGUUACUAAAUGGAGAGACCCUAGAGGCUGGUAUAAAUGCUGGUGAUUCGAAACACAGUGUUCCUCGGUUGCCUGCUUUGGUUGAAAAAGUUGAUGAGGACUCCCCUACUAAGUGCGACGGGAACUUGCAUGAUCAAGCCUGCGUAGAAAAAAUUGAUGACGAUGUUGGUGCUUCUGAUUCUCCAUCUACACCUAUCGAUUUAAGUGAUAGUGCUAUGGUUAGAACACAAGUUGGUGCUUCUGAUUUUCCAUCUACACCUGUUGAUUUAAAUGAUAGUGAUAUGGUUAGAACACAAGGUGCUGAUCGUGGAUUAGAUAUUCAAAUCUCCAGUAAGGAGGUUACAUCUGUCCAAUCCGAUGUGGAGAAGAAGCUUCCUGAACCUACCACAAAAUCGAUCGAGCCUACUAAGUGUGACGGGAACUUGCAUGAUCAAGCCUGCGUGGAAAAAACUGAUGAUGGUGUUGGUGCUUCUGAUUCUCCAUCUACACCUGUAGAUUUAAGUGAUAGUGCUAUGGUUAGAACACAAGGUGCUGAUUGUGGAUUAGAUAUUCAAAUCUCCGGUAGGGAGGCUACGUCUGUCCAAUCUAAUGUGGAGAAGAAGCUGCCUGAAUCAACCACAAAAUCGAUACCCUCCUCUCCUUCCGGUGCAAGUGUAGGAAAUGCUGAUUCAAGAGAUGCUUUAUCGAGUCCUUCCACAGAAGUUGAUGGCCAGUCAUCUGAGCCAGUCCAUCAAAAAUUGUGCAUUUCAUUGGAUGAAGCUUCUGCCAGAAACAUUGAGGUAGAGAAACAGAAUGAGGAGGUUUCAGAUAAUACCUCCAUUGUUGCCAAUGGGAAAAGUUUAUCGGCUGAUAUCAGAGAUAGCUGUUUCCUAGAACCUGCUGUACUAAGUGCAGUUGAAGAAAAUGACAAAACAGAAGUUUCGGUAUGUGUAUCUGCAACUUGUGCGAGUACAAAGCCUGCCAUAAAUGUCCUCCCAGACUCUACGCAACCAAGUACACCUGACGUGCAGAAUGGACGAAAUGCGACUCUAAAGCAAACUUCUGAUAUUAAAUGUUUUGGUGAUGGGGAUGUUAACCUGGAGGAGGGUAAUUUGGAUGCCUCUCCAAUUGGUGAUGGAGUUAGUGAUAAUAAUGGUGCUGAAGUUUCUUCUUCUAAACCUGCAAUUGAUUCCUCGGUUGAAACUUCUUUGGAUGCUUCCCCGGAAAAUAACACUGACUGUCAGCUUUCUCUCUCUCCUGGAUCUCAAGCAUGUGGCUUGAACCCUUCUGCUGGCUGUUCUGAAGCAAAAGUUUUUCUUGAUGAGAAGAUAAUUUACUCUGAGCCUAGUAAGGCAGAAACUCAGGAAGUAACGGUAGUCAGCAGUUGCAGUGGAAAUGUUGAUUCUUCUGCUAAUGUUUCUGCAGAACUUGCUGCUGAAGAAAAGAUUUAGACUCUGGUCUAGGCCUAUUGAUGCAAAUCACACUGACCAUGCUACUAAAUUUCAUUUUAUAGGGUCUUAUGAAGUUGUUUCCCCAUUUGAACUACCUUUGGGUAAUCAAGGUCAUCUGACAUUCCCGAAGCUGAUCGUGUUUUGUCUAUCAAACCAAUUUUGGUUCUUCAGUUGUGUUAUGUUGUAAAGAGAAAAAAAGAAAUGGUUAUUCACCAAGGCUAUUACAAGAAGUGGUCUAGAAAUUGUACAAUUUCUGUGCUGUCAUCUAGUCGGAAGGUUUCAGACAUGUAUAGAAGCUUUUGGUUGGAUGCGCUGAAACCAAUAUUAAUGCGCUGAGGAAGUUGGGGCACUUGGUGCCUUCAGGAGCUGGUGUAAUGGAAACUGUAUCUGCAGCAGAUCUAUCAGCAUAAUGGAGUGUCUCUAUAUAUGGUAGUUUGGCAGUACAAUCAGCCUAUUAGUAAGUAUCUCUAUCUAAAGGGUAUGUGAACUGUACCUCAUGGAUAAGGCAGCAAAUUUUGUGGACUCCGUUGGUGUAAGACACUCACGAAAGAUUUUGAAUGUACAUACGUAGUUUUGUGUAGAUCUAGUAUUCUGUUACCGAGGUCCUCAGAAGAUCCUCUUGUAAUUCAUCAAUUGAAAAUGAUAAUAGCACUAUAGUAUCCAAGUUUCUGGUUAACUUCUCCAUGAUGAGAUCCCCAAAUCUUGUUAGCAACGCAGACUCUUGUGAGGUACAUAUAUUUCACAUAUUGGAUGGUUUUUAGUUCAUGUUUUUCUCCGUAAAGUGUAAACUCUUUAUGGUGCUCAUUUCAGCAGAUAUACAAAGUUUUGUUUUUCUUUC